Molecule: messenger RNA, 1163 nt
Organism: Darwinula stevensoni
Lineage: Eukaryota; Metazoa; Arthropoda; Ostracoda; Podocopida; Darwinulidae
Source: the annotation of a GenBank genome assembly
CCCGGGGGCACCGUACUGUCAUGUCUGCUUCCUCGCAUAACCAGAACGCGCCUUAGUACUUUCACGCCGUGUGUGGGUUAUACAUUGGGUGAGAAAUGGAGGAGAAGAUCGUGAAGGAACCAUGGUUCCUGGCCUCCCUUCAGCAAUUUCUUCACCUUCCUUUCACCCCAGACGUGAAGGAAGUUCGAAUACAGAACGUCCCCGAGGGGAAGGCCUUUGAGACAGAAGCCUUGUUCUACUUUGACUUCCUAAAUGCCCUGCAUGGUCAGCUCUCAUCCAUGAGUCAGCCAUGGCCUCCACUUGCUGUCCCUCGUCUCUUCCAUGUACAAUCUGGGACGUUGGUGAUCCUGGAAGAUGUCCACAAGAAUUAUGGCCAUUCUAUGAUUGCCUUUCCCCAGCACAUCCCUCAAGGUCACAUGAAGAAGCUGGUCGAGGAAUUGGCUCGCAUCCAUGCUCUCUCCCUCUUGGUCCUGGAUGAAUCUGCAGCUUCUCAUUUUUCCCUGUUCCUCAGGGAACCCGAGCCAGAUGAAUUCCGAGCUUCAGAAACCUUGAUCAAAGACUGGUCCACAUUUCUUCGAAUCCGGCAUCCAGGCAUGACUGAUUUGGCUGAGGCACUUGAGAAACUUGGACACAAGCAUCCUGAAACCCUGGUGGUGGAGAUUGGGAAGAAACCUGGAAGGAUCCACACUUUGACCCAUGGAGACUUGUGGCAGAAUAAUCUCAUGUGGAAAGAUGAUGGAAGCGUUAUGAUCCUAGAUUGGCAAGAAGUAAGCUACCGAAGACCAGCCUGUGAUCUUGCCACAUUUCUUCUCACAUCUUGCACGUCCCUUGAACGUCGAGAACUCACAGAUCCUCUCCUGGACCUCUACUGUGAGGUCUUCAAUGACACAACCAUGAAAUCUGGAUCCACCUUAGACUAUCCAAGGAGAGAAAUUGAACGGGAUUACAAGGAGUGUCUUCUGUAUGCCUUGAUUCGAUAUCUCAUAGCAGUCCCAUUUGUAUUGGCUUCAGUCCCUCCCACCCAAGGUGGGAAUGGAGGAUUUCUGCCUGGCCAUCAUCAUAAUCUUAUGCAGGAGAUCAUCAAAGGAAACAUCAAGGAUCAAGUACUGGAACAGAGGGUCCUUGAGGUUAUGUGCGAUCUUCAUGAUCUCCACAUCCUUUGA